AUGCAACAUUUGUUUUUAAAAAAAAGUAAAGUUACCUUUUGUAGUAUCAAGUUAAAAGGGUUGUUAUAUAAACAUUUAAGAAAUGAUGGGAAGCAGAAGAAUAAAGAAAAACAGAACACCGUAAAUUGGUAUAUAUAUAAUAAAAGAAAAAGGAUUGAGGAGAUACAAAAAGUAACUGGUAAUGAAAAAUAUAAUGAACUUAUAUUAUAUUCUUUUUUUUAUAAUAAAAAUAUAAAAAGUACAAGAGAUUAUAAAAGGAUCUAUUAUUAUUGUAAUUUGUUAAAAUGUGAUAUAUUAACAUUUAUAAAAAAAGAUAUAGAAAAUUUAAGAAAACAAAAAUAUAAAUAUUUUACAAUAAAUAAUAGAAGACAUUCAUUUAAAAAAAUUUUAUAUAUUUAUUUAAAUAACAAUAUUAAGAUUAAUGAUAAUGAUCAAACACAUUAUUUAUUUGAAUUAUUACAAAAACAUUUAUUAAAAACAAGUCCUUAUAAUAUAUUUCUUUUUUUAAAAUUGUGUACGGAAUAUAAAUAUUUGGAAAAACUUAAAAUAUUUACAUUGGACACAUUUAUAAAAAAAAUUAACAAACAUAUGAUCAAUGAAGAAAACAAAAAAAAAUAUGAACAUGCUCAGAAAAAUGUAAAAUAUAUAAAUCGAAAUAAACAAAACCCAGCUUCCCAAAUGUCUAUUGAUAAAAAGUCUUUAUCAAAAUGUGUGAACGUUCAUAAAUCUGAUGAGCAAAAUGAAGUCAGUAUAAAAUCAAAAAAAUAUACACACAUACAACCUCAAACAUCAACACAAACGUUAACACAAUCGCCAACACAAUCGUCAACAUCAAAACCAUGUAAUUAUCAUGAUGAUGUUGAUUUAUACCCCUUGACAAGCUUAACAUAUGAAUAUAUAAGGAGCAAUAAAUUUUUUACUUGUAAUAACAAAAAUCAUACCUGUACAUUUAAAAACAUAUAUAUGUUUGAUGUAAUACAUUUUAUAAAUAAUAAUAUAAAUAUAAAUCAUAAUGAUGUACAUACAAAUGAUAAAAAUGAAUGCGCCUCUGAAGUAAGUGAUGACCAUAUUGUUUUUGAGCAACGUGAUGGUUUUCAAAAGGGGGCAUUUAAUAAUUUACAAGGCGAUAAUAUAGGAAGAAAUAAUUUACAAGGGGAUAAUCUUAGAAGAAAUAAUUUACAGGGGGAUAAUCUUAGAAGAAAUAAUUUACAGGGGGAUAAUAUAAAAAACGUUUAUUCAAGAGAAAGCUCUUUAAAAAAUGCUAAUAAAAAGUGUGCUCCUUUAAAGAAUUACCUUUAUUAUAACAAUAAUCACCGUUUUGAAUUAAAAAAUAAGUUCAACAAUAAAAUGAAAGAUAAUGAUGUAAGCAUAAUAAGAAGAGAUGAUCAUAUAGAUAAAAGCGAAGUAAAAUAUUUUUACUAUAUACAGAGAAAAAAUAAUCUAGGUGUAUAUAAAGAAAUAUAUGAAAAAUCGGAUCAAUAUAAAAUGAUAAAAUAUUAUGAAGAAUUAAAGAAAAGAAAUGUAAAAACCAAAGAAGAAAAAAAAAUGAGCAACACAACAAAUAAAAUUACAAAAGAUAGUAUCACACAAGAAUGUUUACAAAACAAUAAAUUAAGAGAUCAUUUUAAAAAAAUAAGGGAUCAGAUAUUAAGAAUAGAAAAUAAUAUAAAACAUGACAAUUUAAUGAUAAAUAAAAAUAUAAUAGAUCAACAAGGAAGUGUAUCAAAAAGUGGAUCCUUAAAAAAUAACAUAAUAACAAACAAUAAUAUGUAUAUUAACAAUAAUAAUAAUAAUAUAUAUAUUAACAAUAAUAAUAAUAAUAAUAUAUAUAUUAACAAUAAUAAUAAUAAUAUAUAUAUUAACAAUAAUAAUAAUUAUAAUAUGUUUACAUUUAAUAAUGGAGAUAUAAAAUACCCCCCUUUAUUUAAAGAACACAUUUUAAAUAUCCUUUUAUCCUUUUGUAUCAAUAAUUAUCAAGAUAAUAUGUAUAAAUAUUUAAAAUAUUUUUUUUUUUCCAACUUUUAUUUCUAUAAUCCCAUAUUUCUUUUUUAUUAUUUCUCUUUUAUCUCUUGUACCGAAAAAAAUUUGUACGAAAUAUAUUUAAAAGAAUUUAUAAAGUUUUUAAAUAACAUAAUUGUACAAUUUCAUUUUUAUUUAUUACCAUUCUUUUUAAAUUUAAAUUAUUCGAACGUAUUUUUAAAUUUUUUUAUAAAAUACUGGAAUACAAUUUCUUCAGAAAAAAAAGACAUGUCCAUAAUAUAUAGAUUGAGCAGUAAUCAUAAAUUUGUUAAGGAUGUUAUAACAUAUGCACAAAAGCAAAAACAAGAACAAAAACAAGAAAAAAAACAAGAACAAAAACAAGAAAAAAAACAAGAACAAAAACAAGAAAAAAAACAAGAACAAAAACAAGAAAAAAAACAAGAAAAAAAACAAGAAAAAAAACAAGAACAAAAACAAGAAAAAAAACAAGAAAAAAAACAAUAUGUACAUACAACACAAUAUGUACAUACAACACAAUAUGUACAUACAACACAAUAUGUACAUACAACACAAUAUGUACAUACAACACAAUAUGUACAUACAACACAAUAUGUAGAAAAACAAAUAACUCUCUUCAUGAACUUGUUUUUACAAAUAUAUUCUUCUGAUGCCAUUAUAGAAAAGGGAAAAGACACCUAUUUAGAAAACCUCUUUUUGUAUGACACAAAUAAGGAAAGUAAUAAAGAAGAUAAUAUUAUAAAAGAUGGCGACAGUACAAAAGAAAAGAACGAUUUUAUUAGUAAAAACAAAUCAUGUCAUCAUACUAUACAUAAUGAAGAGGAUGAAAAAUUAUUAAUCGGAACUAUAUUUUUUAAUUUUAUGAAAUAUAAAGGAUUGUUUAAUAAAUAUGAAACGGAUAUAAAAAAUAUGAACAUCCAAAAAAAACAAGUCUUCAAUAAUGAAAUCAUAAAUAUUAAUAAUGUUAUAAAAAAAAAAAAAAAAAAAAUCCAUAUGAUUGAAGGAUAUAAUAAAUCUCAAGGUUAUGAAUAUGCACAUGAUAAUAUUUCAAAUAAUUUAGAAGAAAAUAAAAAUUCUUUAAAUAUUUUAAAAAAAAAUUUUAUUGAAAGUACAAAUACUUCUACAUGUACGUAUGAUAAUUUAAACAAAAUGAAGAUAACAAGACGUAUGGAAAAAAAAAAAAAAAAAAAAAUAUUGAUAAAAAAUAUGAGUUCUUGUUAUAAUGAGAAGAUAUAUGAAUUUAAUAUGUUAUCAUCUUAUAUUAAUACAUGUAUAAAACAAAAAGAAAUAAAAUUUAUAAACCACAUGUGCGACAAUACAUAUAAUAUAGAUAAUAUAGAAAAAAAGGAACAACAAAGACAUUUUAUUAUAUUAUGUGAUGAGGAUUUAAAAUAUAACAACAUAUGUAUUAAAAAGAAAGAUAUAUUACAUAACUUUAUUCUGUUUUGUAAAAUGAAUAUGUUUGAAUGUAGUUAUUAUAUGAAUAAAAUUAUAUAUUUUUAUUUGAAUGAAUAUAACGAUAAAGAGUUACUAAAUAUUUUGAUAAGCCAUUUUAAACUGAACAAUAAUAAUAAUAUUAAUAGUAAUAAUAUUAAUAGUAAUAAUAUUAAUAGUAAUAAUAUUAAUAGUAAUAAUAUUAAUAGUAAUAAUAUUAAUAGUAAUAAUAUUAAUAGUAAUAAUAGUAAUAAUAGUAAUAAUAUUAAUAGUAAUAAUAGUAAUAAUAUUAAUAAUAUAGGAAGUGCUAUUAAUUCAAAUAAUAUAAAUAUAAACAAUGUGUCCAUAAAUAAUACUAAAAAUAAUGUAUGUGUAAAUAAUUUAAGUAUGGAUAUCCCAAAUAUCAACACACAAUUUAUAAAUAAGAAAAAGGAUGAAUAUUAUUGUUCAUAUGAUCUACUACUUGUUAAUAAAAUAUUAAACAUUUUCAUAUAUAAAAAAAAAUUCAUCUCUUUAAAUAAUAGUAUAAUUAUAUCAAAUCUUUUGGCAAAACAACAACUAUAUAAUAAUAAUUUUUUUCGGUUCCUAGAAAAAAACAAUUUUAUAUAUGAUAUAAAGAAUUGUAAUAUUCAUUCAUUAGUUUCACUCAUAUAUUCCUUUGGAAAAUUAAAAAUGAAAAAUAUACAUCUCGAUUUAUAUAAAGGUAUGAUCAAAGAAAUUAUUUAUAAUAUUGAAAAAAUUAAUGAAUAUGGUUUAUCAUGUUUACUUUAUGGUUUAUAUAAUUUGAUAGAUAAAAAAAAAGAAAGAAAUCUUACUAUUAUAAAUUAUGAUUAUGCAAAAUAUAAAAAUGAGGUAACUCCUUCUAAUAAAAAUGUAAAACAUUAUCAUAACAAAAAUUACAAUAAAUAUUAUAUUCCUUCUAAUCAUAUACAAAAAUUAACUACAAAAAAUGGAUCCUAUAAAAAACAUGUACUACAUAGGGAAGGUAUCACCAUGAAGCAAAAUGAAAAUAUUGUGGGAAGUGUAUCUAAUGAUGAUACUAUAAAUAAAUAUGAUACUAUAAAUAAAUAUGAUACUAUAAAUAAAUAUGAUACUAUAAAUAAAUAUGAUAAUAUAAAUAAAUAUGAUAAUAUAAAUAAAUAUGAUAAUAUAUGUAAUAAUAAUAACAAUAUAGAUAAGUACAAUAAUGUACAUAACAACAAUUUUGAUAAUAAAAAAGAUCUUAUAUCUAGGUCUCCAUAUUUAAAUGAUGAAAAGAAUACAAAUAAUCUUGCGAAGGAAUCAAAUGAAAUUAGAAUUCUUGAAGAUAUUUUGAUAAAAGAAAUUAUAAAAAGAUUAAUUUUUUUUAAAAAUAUGAAUAUAAAUUCUUUUUGUAUAUCCAUUUCUUGUUUAUCGAAAAUAAAUAUUUUUCCAAAAGAAUUAUAUGAAGAAAUAAAAGAUGUAACAUAUAAAUAUAUGAAUAGUGUAAAUGUAACAUCUUUACAACAUUUAUCUUUAGCUUUAGCAAAAUAUUAUAUAACAAACAAAAAGGAGAAUAUAAUUCAUAAUAUAAUUUAUGAUAUAUAUGAUUAUUUGUUUAUAUAUAAAAUGAGUGACAUUUCUUUUAAAUGUGCAUGUAAGUUCUUAUAUACAUUAGGUUUGUUAAAUAUAAGAAACGAAAAUUAUAUAUUAAUAUUGCUUAUGGUUAUUGCUAAUGAAAGAGGUAUAAUAAAUAAUGUACAUGUACAAGAGAGCAAUCCAAAUUGUAAUCAUCAUAAUAACAUGUAUUAUAAAAAUGAAUAUGUAAACAAGUUAUAUAAUCAAUCAGAAAAAUAUAAUACAUAUAACAAUAACAAUAAUAAUAAUAAUAAUAAUAAUAAUAAUAAUAAUAAUAUAGGUCUUAAUAAUACUAAAUUUAUGAAUAUGUUAAAUAAUAAAUUGUUUGAUCCUUAUCAUAAUAGUAAAUUAAAUUCUUCUUCUUUAUAUAAAUCAUUAGAUGUAUUAAAAAAAAAUGAAUAUUUUAAAAGUUAUUAUAAUUCUUAUUUAUUUUUUAAUAUACCUAAAUACAAAUUAAAUAUACAUAAUAUAUUAUUAAAUUUUUCAAAUGUUGAUAAUAGUUAUUUGAUUCAUGUUUUAGAUGCUUUAUAUAAUUUAUCAUACUAUUCUUAUUUCUCUAUACAUAUAUGUAUCAUUAUCAAAAAUAUCUUAGUAAAGCACAUACAUGACAUGAAGGUUUCUAGUAUUAUGUCCUUAUUAUAUUCUUAUGUCAAUUUACAUUUCUAUGAUUAUUCUUUGUAUUAUAUAGAAAAGGAAAUAUUUUUAUUGGAGGAUAUAAAUAAUAAUGUUAAUAUAAAAUAUGAUGGUGUACAUAAUAAUAACAAUGAUAAUAUAAAAUAUGACGGUGCACAUAAUAAUAACCAUGAUAACAUAAAAUUUGACUAUGCACAUAAUAAUAACAAUGAUAACAUAAAAUUUGACUAUGCACAUAAUAAUAACAAUGAUAAUAUAAAAUAUGAUGGUGCACAUAAUAAUAACAAUGAUAAUAUAAAAUAUGAUGGUGCACAUAAUAAUAACAAUGAUAAUAUAAAAUAUGAUGGUGUACAUAAUAAUAAUAAUGAUAACAUAAAAUUUGACUAUGCACAUAAUAAUAACAAUGAUAAUAUAAAAUAUGAUGGUGCACAUAAUAAUAACAAUGAUAAUAUAAAAUAUGAUGGUGUACAUAAUAAUAAUAAUGAUAACAUAAAAUUUGACUAUGCACAUAAUAAUAACAAUGAUAAUAUAAAAUCUGACGGUUCACAUAAUAAUAAUAAUUAUAAGAACAAAUGUAUAACCCAUUUUAAUAAGUAUAAUACAACCAUAAAUAACCAUUCUACAAAUAAUGUAAGAUAUAAGAAUUUAGAAAGUGAGUUCAAAAAAAUAUAUAAUUGUUUAUUAAAUAAUUUUGUAAAUUUAAAUGAUCAAGAAAAAAGACUAUAUGUCGAAAAAUUGAAGUCUUUAAUUUCUGAGAUGAAAAAUAAUAAUAAAUUUUAUUUUGUUAAAGAUAUAUAUAACAAUAUGAAUGAAGGUAUUAGUACGGAAUAUAUUUUAUCUAUGAUACAUGAUUAUGAUGAAAGUAAAAAAACAAUAAAUAAUUAUAAACAAAAUUUUGCUAUUCCAAAUAAUGUUCAUAAAAAAUUAAAUUACUCUCAUGAUGAUCACAUUAUUAAAUACAAUAACAAAACAAAUAUAAAUGAAUCUCUUAACAAUAUAACAAUGUUACAAAAUUAUAAGGUUAAAGACAAACAUAUUAAUACUACUGAACAAAUAAAUAAAAUAAAUUUAUUACAUAAGGAAUCCAUGCAUCCAAAUUAUCAAACCACUUAUAAAUUUCAAGAGAUAAAAAAUGUUGUGGACCAAUUUGGAUGUUUUAUUAAAAAGGAAAAGUCAAAAAAACAUCAAUCGGAUUAUACAAAUCGGCAUUUAACAGAGGAGGGAAAUGUAAAUAUAGAUCAGCAUGAUAAAAAUAUGGAAAAACAUAUAUAUGAAAAUAACGAUUUGCAUAAACUUAAAAAUGAAGAUAAUGAUUUACAUUUGUAUGAUCAUAAAGAAGAAGGUGUGUCGUCUUCAUUCUAUGAGAAAGACAAAAGAGGUUAUCUUGACAAAGUGCUCAUUGAUGAAAUCCAAAAAAAAGAAUAUUAUGAUGAGUUUUUCAUGUUAAAACAUCGAGAAUAUUACAAAGAAGAUAUACUAAACUUAUGUUUAGAAACGUUAUUAAAAAAUACAAAUUAUAUUUUAAAUAAUUAUAAACAAUAUAAAAAUACGAAUAUUUUUUUUCUUAUCCUUUUUUUUAAUAUUUUCUUACCAUAUACAAAUAAUGAUAUAUUAAUAUAUUUAAAUACAAUCCAACGAAAUUUUGCAUUCUACAAUAAUAAUAAUAAUAAUAAUAAUAAUAUGAGAGAUUAUUAUUUUGAAGACAUUUUAAAAAAUAUCGAAUUAUUAAAUUUUAAUGAUCAUAUUAUUCAUAAUUUAAUAAGGUCUAAAAAUUUAUCCCAUAUUCUUAUACCACGUGUUAAUAUAUUACAACAUGAUAACAACUUUUUAAAUAAAGCUAUUCACCUCAAGAGUACCUUUAUAAAAGAUAAAACGUCUGUAGAGAAAAAUAAAAAAAAUUAUAAUAAUUAUGACGAACAUAAUACAUGUGCAAAAUAUAAUAGUACAUAUGAUACAUCGGGUAUAUCACCUACAAAGAAUGAACAUAAUAGCUACAAUAAUUUUGAUGAAUUUUUAAAUAAUUACAACACACAUUUAGAUAUGAAAAAAAUAAAUCUGGAAAAAAUAGUCCCGUUGAAUUUGCUUUAUAAAUUUUUCCAGCUUUUUAAUUUCAACAUAAAUAACGUACAACUAAUAUAUUUAUUAAAUGAAGUAUAUAAGGAAAAAGAUAUAAAUGGCGAUGUGGAUGUGCAACGAAUAUUAACACAAGGUGAAACCAAUGAAAACGUGAAUAACGUGAAUAACGUGAAUAACGUGAAUAACGUGAAUAACGUGAAUAACGUGAAUAACGUGAAUAACGUGAAUAACGUGAAUAACGUGAAUAACGUGAAUAACGUGAAUAACGUGAACAAUGUGAACAGCGUGAACAAUGUGAACAAUAUGAACAAUAUGAACAAUGUGAACAAUGUGAACAGUGUGAACAAUUUGAACAAUUUGAACAAUAUGAACAAUAAUAUGUACAAUUUAAAUAAUACAUAUCGAUUUAAAAACAUAUCGUGUCCAUUAAUACAAAUAAAAAAUAAAACACUAAUUAUUCAAAAAAAAGACAAAAAAAUUUAUUUCAAAAACUUCAACAUGAUAGAUCAUUAUUUCAAACCAGCACGAGGAUUAUUAAUAAACAUAUUAGAUCAUCAUACAUAUAAUUCAUUAUUUAUUUAUGUUGAUGUAUAUAUAGUUGCGUAUAAAGUUGAUAUACUUAUUGAACGAUUUAAUAGGUAG
Molecule: messenger RNA, 8379 nt
Organism: Plasmodium falciparum 3D7
Lineage: Eukaryota; Apicomplexa; Aconoidasida; Haemosporida; Plasmodiidae
Source: RefSeq, a predicted model, not a curated record